Uranotaenia lowii is the source of this 5354-nucleotide messenger RNA. Its product is annotated as influenza virus NS1A-binding protein homolog. The transcript has 9 exons. Bases 818 to 3283 code for a protein of 821 amino acids. The record is from RefSeq and is a predicted model, not a curated record. Lineage: Eukaryota; Metazoa; Arthropoda; Insecta; Diptera; Culicidae. Gene Ontology annotation, molecular function: protein binding.
CAUUCAUCGAUUCGUAGUGGUACCGCUCGGUCCAGUAAAAGGUGGUCGGUUGUAGCCUGGCAGGCCCCCUUUUUUGCCAACAUUUUCACGCUCGGUGUGCAUUUGUUUAGGCCCUGCGUUCUACACGGUGUUUCGUCGUUUCGUGCAUGUUUUCCGCGCUGCAAUUAAUCGGUCAAUGUUUUUCGCGAAAGCAACACUCGUUGUAGCUAGCUAGGAAGUGUGUGCAUCCUCGGUCGUCGUGAGCUCUCAUCCGAGAAGGCUUAGCCACCCAGCCAAGUUCCGUGUGUUGUGAAUUUCACUCACCCUGUCGCCGUAAUCAGUCUUGAUUAUUGAUCGGUAACUAUAGCUUAUUAGAGUCGAAAAGUGCCGUGCCUCCUUGGAUGUUUUAAUCGCAGCUGCAGUGCACAUAAGCUCUGGAUGGAUUUUGAUAUCGAUAAUCAACCAGCCGUAUUACCAUUUGUGUUUGAUCGCCUUUCUGGCCAUUCGGUGAGGUUUAGCGAUUAACGCCGUGGCCCAUAAGAGAGAUAUUUCCUAUCGUGGACGAGAGUUCGUGUGUGUAUCGAAAUUGUGACCUGUUCCGGUUUUUUUGACUGGCUUUAUUCAUUCGAUUCCAAAGCCAGUUUGUCGCCAGACAACAUCCAAGUGAAAGUAUGAAUCUGUGAACUCUUCUAGUUUCAACUGGCAAAAGUUAUUAGUUUUUGGAAUUCGUUUAGUUUUUUUGUGUUCAUCGAAAUUUCUGUUCGACUCGUGUUAGCACUCAGCAACUAGAAUCUGGAACAUUCUUUCUUUUGAUACCCAAACACGCUAAAUUGUUUUAAUGAUUCAACCAACUUCCUUCGUUUCCACCAAAAUCCAUCCCAUCCGAAAGAUGCGUCCCCGUAUUGAGAGCUCCAUGUGCGAUGACGCCAUGGAGGCGCUCGGUUUUCUGCGGUUCACCGACGAAAACAUGAAGUCCAACUUCCUGCAAAGCCUCAGCGCAAUGCGUCGCAAUCGGCUGUUCUGUGACGUGAUGUUGUUGGUUGGCAACACUGAAAUUCAUGCCCAUCGGAACGUCCUGGCCAGUGUCUCACCGUAUCUUAUGGAGCUGUUCAGUUCGGAAACGGAAAACAUUAACGGGACCCCGAAUGAAGGUACCGAUAAGGUGGCCUGUUACCGACUGAACGGCCAUAUCACUGCAUCGGGGCUUCAGUUUCUGGUCGAGUACGCUUACACCGGCUCGCUAGAGGUGCCCUAUGACUUGAUACGCGAUGUGUAUCUGGUUGCCUGGCAGCUGAAGAUCGACAACGUGAUCACGGAAUGCGCCCGGCACAUGGUGGACCAGCUGGAACCAGAGUGCUGCAUCGAGAUUCGCUCGCUGCCGGGUAUCAAUCGGAACAAAAAGUUUGUGCAGGAGGUCGACGGCUACAUUACCAAGAACUUUGCCGAGGUGACCCAGGAGCAGGCGUUCCUGCAGUUGCCGUGCAUUCUGAUAGAAAUUUUGCACCAGACCAAGCAGGAAAUGUCACUGGUAACCGAUACCUCGCUGUAUCGGCUGGUGCUGAACUGGACCCGCAGACAGAUCACCGAGGAUGGAGUAUCGAUGUCCAGUUUGAUGGAGCGAUCUCACAUGUUGUACCUUGCGUUGGAUAACUCCCUGCAAGACUGCGUUGAUCUCCCGGGUCUAGAGUCGGAAAGCGAUCUGGUUCAGGACUACAAACGCUUGGUGCUCAAGUGUCCAGGCAACAAGAACAAACAGCGCAAAGGGCUGAAAACCCCGGGACGACCUCGGAUGAUCGUGUACAACCAGGACCUUAGCGAGGAUCACCCUCAGGACAAUUGCGAUUGGAACCUGAUCGGUAGCUCUAAGGUUGGUGAUCACACAUUCAUCGGUCUGGUCACCCUGGACGGUAACCUGUCGCGUAUAUCCAUCCAAUUGCGGUUGAACGCCCCGACAACUCCGUCUCCAAUUAACACACCGGACACUAUCAGUUCCAGCGUGAGUCGCGAGGAAGAACUGGACGAGAUACAGAAACCGGAACUGUUCUGCGAGGUUGCAACCAUGUCCGGGCCCAAGUGUGGUUUAGGUGUGGCCGAAUUAGAGGGCAAGCUUCUGGUUUGCGGUGGCUACGAUCGUACCGAGUGUUUAAAAUCGGUUGAAUCGUACUGUCCGGACACGAACAGCUGGACUCAGAUUUGUAACAUGGGUGAAGCACGUGGUCGAGUCAAUAUUGCAGUAAUCAAUGGAACAGUUUAUGCCGUCGGUGGCUGUAACGGUACUACUGAGCUGGAUUCAGUGGAGUAUUUAUCUCAAAAGGAGACAAAAUGGAAGAAGAUGUGUAAGCUACCGUUGGCCAGGAGUAACGCAGGUGUUUGCGCUCUGGACGAUAAGAUCUAUUGUGUCGGCGGAUGGAAUGGUCAGACCGGUAUCAAGCAGUGUGAUGUACUCAUUCCGGAUGAAAACAAAUGGUCUUCGAUAGCACACCUGAAUACGGGUCGGUAUCAGGCCGGGGUAGCCCCGUUCAAAGGCAAAUUAUGGGUCGCCGGUGGAAGCGAUGCCUGGAACUGUCUAAGCUCUGUUGAAAACUAUGACCCCGAGGUUGGACAGUGGAAUUUGGCUCCCUCGCUGCUGACGCCACGUCGUGGCUGCGGGCUGGCCGAAUUCAACGGCAAACUGUACGCCGUCGGUGGCAGCGAUGGAACUCACUCGCUAACAUCUACGGAAUACUUUGACGAAACCAACAAAUGCUGGAUCUCCGGGCCCAACUUGACGUCGGCUCGUGCUAACGUUUCGGUUGCCGUGGUGCAGAAUCGUCUGUACGCCAUUGGAGGUUUCUCUGGCAAAACAUUCCUCAAUACCAUUGAAUAUCUGGAUGCUCAGUCGAACGAGUGGACCACCUUUGUGCCACAAACGAACUCGAACAUCGACAGUCUGUUGCAGUCUUCCCUGCGCAAUGGCAGUCUCAGCGAUAGUAGGGCUGGAUCAUCGUCCACUUCCUCGUCCCCGGAUAAUCUUAGCGGACAGCAAAAUGGUGGCGGUGGUUGUAGUGAGCACACCUUCAAACCAAUCCGGACGGCCGAAGUGAAUGCUUAUAAUUUGGGAAAAUCCCACCAGGAGAAGGAAUCAUCUACCGAUAAGGAGGUCAAAGACAUUCUGGCAACCGGAACCAAAAAACUGUCGAUCGACGAAGAGGAGCUGAACAAAACCAAUGGUACAAUUAAUUCGAACGAUAACAGUAUUAAGCUGCAGAAAAUCGUGGCCAACAAUUGCGCGGAAAUUGCCAGCGAGAAUGGAAACUGCAGCUAACUAAGCGUGCCGGAUCAGGAGCUUCUCCAAGGAGAUCCUGCAACCGAGUCGGAACAAAAUUAGGCUACAAGUCUCUGUAAGAAUUAAGCAAACUAUGCCGUGAAACAACAUGUGUCUAGUAGUAUGAUUGUAUAAGUUUAUUGCGAGGAGAGUUUUUCCCUGAAUGCGCAUACCUUUUCUUAUUAUAUAGCGAUAAAUCCAGUAUAUUUGAUAAGCGAUAUUUUAAUACAUCACUCUAAAAUGCAGCGGAAAGUAAAUUUUCUAUACAUUUCUGAAAGAAAACUUUUUCGAAUGACACCCAUAAGCAGCUUUCGAUUUCCAACAAAACGGAGAGAAAAAGCUUCCAGUUGUGAGAUUGGGGCGUGUAUGUUCACUAAAAAACAAUAAGCUAGACGAAUUGGAGAAAAUACUCACCUAUUAGAGAAUCUUGGUGUUUCCUGCAUUCACCAUCUGGAACUUUAGGUUGAAUCACUUUAAUAAAUUUGUUUUUUUUUUUUUUGACACGAUCAGUUCUACAAUUUUAGCUCAACCUUUAGAAAUGCAUUUUAGUCGUCAAACUUAGGAAGUUUAGAUUGAUUACAUAUUGUAACAAAACUCUUAAAUGUAAUUUUCUUUAAAAAGCAGUGAAAUUAAAAUUUCAGGAACCUUGUGCAAGGGUGAUUCAAGGAUCGAAAAUUGAGAAGCUUAGAACUUCUAGACCUAACUAAUAUCUACAAAAUCAAUCUCGAAUACGGAUUGCGCAGGAAAAAAAUCAUUUCAUUUAAAUGAAAAUCCGAUAGAUCUAGCUUGACUACAAUUAACAUUCAACGUUAUAUCCAGAUCAGUACAACAAAUGAACAUUUGAAGACCCCCACACAACUCACUCUGGGAACCACCACCCGAAACAACACCGAAAAAGAUGAAGAAGCAUAGAUUUCAGUAACAGUUCUUUUCUCAGGAUUGAACUUUACAGCAACAUACCCCAGGUUUGGGGCCAGAUGAUCAAAAUAUGCAAACUUGAAGUAUAAAAAAUAUACCAUUUAAAAUAUGAUCAGUAGGUGCAGAGCAGCCAUUAACUGUAAUAGAAUAAGCAGUAGUAAUGACAUAAAGACAAACGCAGGAUGAGCUCAGCUUAACAUUGGGCUGACACUUGCCUGGAUGAUUUUAGGGAAUAAACUAGUGAUAAGUCUGAACAACUAGCUCGUAAGUCUGCAAAGAACACUCUAUCUAUACCUUUUAAGAAGGACUCUAUUUCAGAUGCACCUUUUCAGGUACCGAACAAUUUGUGUUGGAUUUUGUUCUGCUUGAACACUUUUACACUUUAUCUCUUAUACGCAACAGCUAAUGAAGGCUCACUCACUGUUUCUACAAAUUAAAAACUCCAACCACCGCUCCCCUUUUUCCACGGUUUAUCAUUAGAUUUUUAACAAUACACCUCCCGCAUCAAUAGUUGUAAUUUAUACUAUGUCGAUCACCAGCCAGAAAAAAACCGGUCCACUCCAUUUGUCGAAGACGAUUUGUUUCCUUUUAAAUUGAAUCAAAACUUUGAACUAAACUGUGCUCUUAUUGAAAGCAAAAAAACAUGCAAAAAGCAAGAAUCAUAUCCUUUUUAUUCCCUUUUCGGUAGACACUGCUUACAAAAAAAUGAAACAUUUUUACUACACCUUUAAGAGACUUUAAGACUAUACACAGUAGGUUAUACUUUUAUCAAGUGAUGAUUCUAAAAACGAAACCCAUUUUGAUAAAUCAACGCCAUAUUAUAAUUUACGACGAGUGAUAGCGAUUUGUGAUUUCACACAACACCAUCCUGGGUUUUCAAAACUGUGCUGCAGCAGCGUUGCGUUGUUUUGGAUUCUUCUCGUUUCCACUCACUCGGAUCACAUCCAUUAAAACAAAACAAAAAAAAACGGUACUAUAAGCCAAUAGUAAAAUGUUUAUCGAAUAAGACUAUUUGAGCAAUGAGUAGUUGAGUUGAGGGCAAUCGAGGCUGCCAUUCGGUAGCGGACGAUGAGGGAUUGGAGUUUAAAACAAACAUGUUGUUGAAUGAAAAUUAAAAUUUAAGAAAAAAUAUACAAAAAAAUAAGAAACCUUA